Messenger RNA from Radiomyces spectabilis, 730 nucleotides. Its product is annotated as vacuolar protein sorting-associated protein 29-like protein. Bases 70 to 648 code for a protein of 192 amino acids. Gene Ontology annotation, cellular component: endosome; retromer complex. The record is from RefSeq and is a predicted model, not a curated record. Gene Ontology annotation, biological process: intracellular protein transport; retrograde transport, endosome to Golgi. NCBI's taxonomy places the organism in Eukaryota, Fungi, Mucoromycota, Mucoromycetes, Mucorales, Radiomycetaceae. The transcript is spliced from 5 exons.
CAAAUAGUCUGGUGGGUGGGUUGCUCUUUCUAUUUUCUAACCAGAAGAAAAAAAAAAGACAAUAACGUCAUGGUGUUGGUUCUUGUUAUAGGUGAUUUGCAUAUUCCUCAUCGUGUGCACGAUUUGCCACUCAAAUUCAAAAAGUUAUUGGUGCCCGGAAAGAUUCAGCAGAUUAUUUGCACCGGUAACAUUUGCGACAAGGAAACCUAUGACUACCUGAGAACGAUCGCAGGCGAUAUCACCGUUGUCAAAGGCGACUUUGACGAGAAUCCCAACUUUCCUCAGUCCAAAGUGGUGACGAUUGGUAAUAUUCGUGUGGGUGUAUUGCAUGGACAUCAAGUGAUUCCUUGGGGUGAUCAAGAAUCGCUCGAUAUCACGGCAAGACAAAUGGAAGUGGAUGUACUUCUUUCAGGACACACACAUCAGUUUGAAGCGUUUGAAAAUAACGGCCGAUUUUUCAUUAACCCCGGAAGUGCCACCGGCGCCUACUCUGCAUCACCCAGUGUCAGUGAGUCGAUACCCUCGUUCGUGUUAAUGGACAUUCAAGGCAGUGUGGUGGUGACUUAUGUCUAUAAACUUAUUGAGAAUGAGGUCAAGGUCGAAAAGCUCGAGUAUAAAAAGUCGGCCGAAUCCGGCAAAAUGCUGUGAUAAUGUCUAAGAUAUAAAUGUAUUAUUCUUCGUUUUGAUAAAAAAAAUACCAAUGGGUCAUCAUUUCAUUGGGGUUGUGGUA